UAAUCUCUCUCGGGCGAUCAACGACCGCUUCCAUUACUCAACCGGUGUAGGGCAGCAGCUAUUAGGCGAAAACCGACCCCGCUCGUUCCGUUUCUCCUCUCUCUCUCUCUCUCUCCCGCUUCUGCUGCAUAUGGUUCAUGGAAAUCCAGCAAUAGGAAGAAGGCAAAAAAAAAGGGAAAUGGAAGAAGAAGAGGGAAACGCUGGAAGAGAGCAGCAGCAGAAAAAGGGGUAUAUAAAGAUCCCUUCAUACGAAGAAGUUACAGAGAGCUACCUAAAGAAAGAUACUCCUCCCUCUCUAUUCACUCCCUCUUCUUCUUUCUCCCAAGCCUUCUCCUUCAUCAAAAACACCGAAUUCUACGCCCCUCCCCCUCUCCCUAUCCCUAGGCAGGUUGCACAAUCCGAGACUUCUUCUUCUGCAGCUGCUUCUUCUUCUGCAACUGCUGCUUCUUCUACUUCUGCUGCGGCUGCCACUUCUUCUUCAACUCCAUAUCCUUCUGCUCAGAGUCGUAAUGCGAUCCUUGUCAGUCAUCGGCAGAAAGGAAAUCCAUUGCUUAAACAUAUUCGGAAUGUGAGGUGGAUGUUUGCAGAUGUCGUUUGUGACUUCCUGCUGGGGCAAAGCUCUUGCGCUUUAUAUUUAAGUCUUCGGUAUCAUCUUCUUCAUCCAGACUACUUAUAUUUCCGGAUAAGGGAAUUGCAAAAGAACUUUAAGCUCCGUGUUGUCCUGUGUCAUGUCGAUGUGGAAGAUGUCAUCAAGCCUUUACUUGAAGUUACCAGGACAGCAUUGCUUCAUGAUUGCACCCUCCUUUGUGGCUGGAGUUUGGAGGAAUGCGGUCGAUACCUGGAGACAAUAAAAGUUUAUGAAAACAAACCUGCGGACAGUAUUCAGGAACGAAUGGAUACUGACUAUAUGUCACGGCUUAAUCAUGCACUUACAGCUGUUCGGCACGUUAACAAGAAUGAUGUUGUCACUCUUGGUUCUGCUUUUGGGUUCUCAAAAUAUUCACUAAGAAGUAGUACGGGCCGCAAUUUAAUAUGCAUUGGAGAAACAAAAGAAUCAUGCUUCACUUUCUCGUAUCAUGGAUGCAUCUAUGGAAGACCUAGCUCGCUGCCCUGGCAUAGGUCAAACGUUUGUAUGACACAUUUCAUGAACCAUUCAGGCGGGUUGUUUCAAGACCUGCUAUCAUUCCAGAAGCUUCCGUCCAGGAGAAAGUCAGACCAGUUUCGGAGGAUGACGAUGGCAUGGAAACUAAGAAUGAAAAGGCAGACGCAACUGAACUUAGGAAGGAACCCAUCGUAACUGUGAGGUCAGCCCUCACUGCUGCCUUCACCAAAUACUCGGAAAAAGUUCAUAAACAGGAUGCGAAGAACUCUCUUAUUGAGAAAGGUGAGGAAAACUAGUGCAGAUGUGUCGUGGAUGAAGACAGAGAUGAGCAGACCAGAUGAAGGGGGAGCUAGCUAGCUGACACGCAAUGAUCAUGAUAAUGAAUCUGCAAACUGAUAUGCAUGUGCACCACUGGUGAAGAGGUUAACAUGGAGAGAACAUGGUGAGAUAUCAAAAACUCAAAUUGGUGGACCAGCAGCUUUUGUAUAAAGCAGCACUGAAAAUCUGGACCCCCCCUGGAAGUGUUGUUACAAACUU
This is a messenger RNA of Magnolia sinica, 1639 nucleotides long. Its product is annotated as DNA excision repair protein ERCC-1. The record is from RefSeq and is a predicted model, not a curated record. Gene Ontology annotation, biological process: UV-damage excision repair; mitotic recombination; nucleotide-excision repair. The coding region runs from base 131 to 1297 and encodes 388 amino acids. Gene Ontology annotation, molecular function: damaged DNA binding; single-stranded DNA binding. Gene Ontology annotation, cellular component: nucleus; ERCC4-ERCC1 complex; nucleotide-excision repair factor 1 complex. The transcript is spliced from 10 exons. Lineage: Eukaryota; Viridiplantae; Streptophyta; Magnoliopsida; Magnoliales; Magnoliaceae.